CUUUUUCUCUUAUCUUUUCAGGCAAAAAAGCAUCGGAAUACGUUUCGUCUUCAAAAUGUUUCCAUACAAUUCUACAAAAUCAAUUCGUGAGCUUGAAAUGUGCGCAGUAUUGUCGGUGUUGCAUGUUCAUCAUGAUAUUCAAAAAUAACCAUAAACAUCAAAUUUAACUACAAAGUUACAUUCAAAAUAAUUACAAUAUAAAACUACGAACAAAACAUUCCCAAUAUUAUUUAAAUUUGUUUAUUAAACAUACAAAAGUAGAACUUAUAAAUCUAACAUUUAUCUUUUAACCAAUAAUUUUGUGCGUGGAUCUGAGAAUUUUUCUUUCAUCGGUAUAAUGGAUAACAAUACACCAGGAUUCGAUGAUGAUCCACCACCAGAGCCCCGGGAUGGUUGGCUCCUGGUAAGAAUUCACGUACCCGAGCUCAAUGUAUACAAAUGCUUGCAAUUCCCGGCCGAUCGACUUGUUUGGGAUGUGAAACAACAAGUGUUAGCUUCGUUACCUAAGGUCGCUUUUUGGUUUAAGGAACUCAAAGAAAGUUUCAACUAUGGACUAUUUUGCCCGCCUUCAAACGGCAAAGCAGGAAAGUUUCUCGAUGAAGAACGUCGUUUAGGAGAUUACCCAUUCAAUGGACCUGUCGGAUAUUUAGAACUAAAAUACAAAAGACGUGUUUACAAGAUGCUAAAUUUAGAUGAACGGCAGUUAAAAGCCUUACAUACAAGAGCUAACCUUCGAAGAUUCCUUGAAUGCGUUAAUGGCGGGCAUGUGGAGAAAAUUGCCAAAAUGUGUGCAAAAGGGCUGGACCCCAAUUUCCAUUGUCCGGAAAGUGGUGAAACUCCAUUGACUGUGGCUACCGGAGCUAAAAAACCAAAUAAACUUCUGAUCGCACUAGUAAAUGGCGGUGCUUUGCUGGACUAUCGAACGAAGGACGGAGCAACGGCUCUUCACAAAGCUGUCGAAAAGGACUCGCUGGAAGGUGUAACCACCCUUUUGGAACUUGGGGCAUCCCCCAAUUAUAAAGAUGGACGUGGUAUUACUCCGUUAUAUAUCUCAGUAACAAAAAAAUGUGAUCCUAAAAUAACAGAAAGCCUGCUGCAUGAUCAUGCAACUCUUGGCAUUCAAGAUAAUCAAGGUUGGCAGGAAGUUCAUCAGGCUUGCCGGCAUGGUCUAGUCCACCAUUUGGAACAUUUAUUGUUUUAUGGUGCGGACAUGGAUGGCCGUAACGCUUCCGGUAAUACACCAUUGCAUGUUUGCGCUGUUAACAACCAAGAGGCUUGUGCUAGAAUGCUUCUUUUUCGGGGUGCCCAACGUGAGGCCCUUAAUUAUGCAAAUCAAACUCCCUAUCAGGUCGCAGUGAUUGCUGGAAAUCUAGAGCUCGCGGAGGUUAUACAGAACUAUAAAACAGAUGACAUUGCAGUACCCUUCCGUGGUCCUCCGCGUUAUAAUCCUAAGCGCCGUUCUGGAGUUGGAUGGAUGACAGGUAAUGGAAGUAUAAGUGGUGGUGGUGGAAGCUUCAUGGGUACUUUGACAAGAAAUAGCUCAUGUGGUCCACCAUCCCCAUGCCCAUCUGAACACAUGCCAUACAGCUCGGCUAGUUCGAGUUUGUCUGAGGGAUCAUCAGGCCAUCGAUCACAUGAGGAUGAUAUCAGCAUAGUUACAGAUAAAAGUCUAGGUGACACCAGUGACAUAAUCAGUGACUCUUCUGGGGUGGGGACGAAUUCUGAUAGUGCUGCCUGUUCUAUUGGUCACCCCAGUACAACGGUAGUAUGUAUGGAACCAUAUGCUGGAAAUUCCGUGGGACAUAUUCGUUUACAACCAGGCGAUGUGAUUGAGGUUGUUGGUUCAACAGACUGCGGAUUACUGGAGGGCUAUGUACGUGGUACUAGUGCAUCAGGAUUUUUUCCGGUGGAGUGUGUACAAGAGGUGAAUUUUCGCCAAAAAAAUAUUACGAAUGUAUCAACAGCGACGAAUAUUUCGAAUUCACAUUCUCAACAACAGAAUCAACAAUUCCAAGGAUCUCCCGGGAUGCAGCGAUCACAAGGGCCAACUGCUAAUGGUGGAGGUGGCCACUACAAUAGUUCAACAGCACCAAGAGUAAAGAAACCCGUUAUGGGUGAACCUCGAACUGUUGUACUUCAUCGAGCUAAACGUGGUUUUGGUUUUAUUCUGCGUGGAGCUAAAGCAUCAUCACCACUAAUGCAAUUAAAACCGUCCGACAGAUUUCCAGCUUUACAAUAUCUUGAUGAUGUUGAUCCUGGUGGGGUUGCUGAUAUGGCUGGCCUAAGACCUGGAGAUUUCCUACUCGCCAUUGGUGGUGAAGAUGUCCGUGCAGCGUCUCAUGAGAAAGUCGUUGACAUGAUCCGAUCUUCAGGAGCAUUGGUGUCUAUGACAGUCAUAUCGCCCCAAUAUCCACAUCAGAUGCAGUCGGCAGCAGUAGCUGCUGUAGCAGCGGCGCAGCAUCACCAACAAUUUCAAGUUCAACAUUACCAAGGACCAAGUACGCCACAAGCAGCGCGACAAUGCUCGACAUUACCGCGUAAAAUGUCUCUAGGUCAACCAGGUAUAGGAGCGAGCGGAAGAAUGCCAGCACCAAUGCCCCCGCGACGUGAUCCUAAAACUACGCUUAGUGUUGGUAGAGCCCGAGCCAAGUCGAUGGUGGCGGGUCUUGAAAACGGUGGUGAGAAAGAAGAUGAAGACAUUCCAGCAAAAUCCAGUUCAAUUGAAUCCAUAUCGACAACGCCUACUCAAAAUCCCAGCACCCCAGUCCAACUUCGAACUGCAAGUAUCAAAGCCCGACCAACUUCAAGCCGUAUUACAGCUGCCGAGCUGGAGGAAUUAUUUCAACGGCAGCAAGGUGAAGUAGCUGACGGUAUGAAUCGUUACUCAACUAUGAUGACAACUUCAAGAUUCCAAUCAGGUACUGAUAGUGGAGCUGCAACACCACCAAGUAGUGGCUCACCAAUGAAAGCCCCACUUGUCUACGCUAGCGUUGCUGACAUGAAACGAAAAAAAACAAAGAAUGGUACACUACGUGGAAAACCAUGUGCAAUUCCUACAGUUGGAGUUGGGGGAAGUGAAUUGAAAAGAUUUCAUUCGACACCUGACUUGAAUUCACAUUUGAUUAGCUCAUCUUCAUCGAUUUGGAAUGCAAUAGGCAAAGGUCACCAUUCUCAAGAUGAUGUGGCCACACUUCAUGCAUCAAUGCAGCGAUUAAAUUUACCACCUCCUACUCACCCACCACCACCCCCACCUGUUGGACAAGUUGUUAAAGUGGAUGUCUCACGAAGCUCAUCCGAGUAUGAGAGUACUCUCACUCUGCAACAAAAACUACAAAAAAGAGGAGAUGUAACUGAUAGCUGUGGACCCGCCGAUGGCGUUGCGUCCAGUUUCAAUCCAUCGGCAAAUGCAAAGUUGUAUGCAUCGCCGCAGGAUCUAAGAAACGUUGUUAGUUGGAAAUUACGACGGACCGCUUCACAAGAGCACAAUCGCCAAGCACAACCCUCAAACCAGUCAUCGAACACAACGCAACAAUUGUUACAACAACCUCCUCCUGCACCACCCGAACCAAUAGCUCAAACUCUUCUUCAACAACAAAAACAGCAGCCGAAGCAACAACCAGUCAAUGUUGCGCAAAAAUGUCAAUAUGCCCAGCCCACACGUCAGUUUGUAGGGCAAAUUCCUACGCUUCAACAACAAUACUCGCAUCCUCAAAAUUCCGCAACGCUUCCAACUGGAACUGCACCACCGAUUCCAGAGCCUGAUUACAGUCUGAGUGAAUCAGACGGAGAAGACGAAAAUUCAAUUUUGGUUGCGAGAAACACAAAGCUCAAUGAAAAAAUAGCCUUGCUAGAUAUGCCUGAAACUAGUGGAAACAGUAAUACCAGUGGAAGCAGCUCUGGUGGAUCAAUUUCACAUUCUUUUUCUGUCGAUGAAAUCCAAAGGAUACGUACAAAUUUAAAGACAUCAAAAUCGUAUCCUAAUGAUUUACUGAAACCAGAAAACCAAAAUGAUAUUGAGUUAGUAACCCAAAAAAAUAACAAUAGUAAUUCACGCUCCCCGCCCAACGCCGUUGAACACAUUGAAGAAGGUGACAACUCCUCGUCGGGUGUCAGCAGUGAUCAGGAAAUUCCAACAAAUUCUGGUCAAACUACGACAAACCAAGAUACCCUAAAAAAGAAACCAUUGACGCUUUCAGUUGGAAUGACAACGCCAAAGCAACAAUCUCCUCUAGCCAAACAACCUUCGCAACAACAGACACAACCAAUCAAACCUUCGACAGUAACAGCAACCAAAGUAAAUGCAUUGCUUAUCACGAGCAAGCAAUUAGCACCCACACUGUCACCUGCCCUUGCAUCUAAAAUCAUUAUGGGACCCAAUUUACGAAAGCAUGAGGAGCCCAUAACCACCGUAGGCAGCACAAAACAUUGUAUAAGCAUAAGUAGCAACAACAACCACGAUCAUGACACCGAAGAAGAACAACGCAGUGAAGACGAUGGUGAACUGAGUCCCAGUCCACCAGCAAAAGCAUUCCAACGACAUAACUCUCUUACGCGUAAGCAAGCAGCCAGUAUCGCAAUGGCACGGGCAACUCGCGCUGCAGUGUCAUUAGUGCAGUUGCCUCCACCUAUUGAAGCAGACAGUGAUACUGAGAUGAUGGCUGCUUCUACAGGAGGCAGUGGAGCGUCUGGAAAUGAAUCAUGCACAGAAAACCUUGUCCUAGCCCCACCGCCACAGUUUUGUGAUUGUAAUGAUAUGAAACAUUCUAAAAGCACUGUUGGUGGUGGUACAACUAGCGGAGGAGCAAAUGUAGCAAGUUCAACGGGAAAUCGGGUUCGUAUUGUAGGGGCAGUGCCAAAAGCAAAUCGCUUAAAUAGUCAAUAGAUAUAUAAAAACAAGUAUGAGAAGAUAUUUAAAUUAUGUAUAAGUUAAGUAUAUUUAAUAUUUAAGAAAGAACAAAACAUAAUUAUCAUGCAUAUAAUAAAACCAAUAUAACGAUAAAAAUGUAACUAAAAAGUUUCUAUGGGAAAAAUGAAAUAUGCUUUAAAUGCAACUUUCUAGAAAAAAAUUAUUAACUCUAUCAUAAUGUUAUACAGUGAAAAAGAAAUUGAAAAAAUUGUGCAUUGUUGCAUGCAGAUUCAUUCGCACUGAUGUAAAUUUUACAUACGAAAGUUUCUAUAAAUAAUUCUCUUUAUUUUUACUGAUAACCAUUUUUCUAAAAAUCAAACCGAACAUUUCAAACUAUCUUUUAAAACAUCUCCAUUAUAAUUUUUGUUAAGAUAAUUUUGCAUAAAAGUUCAAUAGAAAAACUUUGAAGGUUCUUUUAAUUUUGAUCGAUUAAAUAUUUUGUUUUUAGUCAAGAAGUAAGAACAUUUUACUUUUCUUUAGUUAAGUUUUUUUUCGAUUUCAAAGUCUUCAGAUGUAAAAAAAAAUGUAAAGCCAUUUACAAUAAUUGUCAAUUCAGUUGUCUGUCGAUAAUAUAUUUUUGACUCUUCUACUAGCUGAUAUAAAAUAUGUAUGUUUUAUAUUAUAAAUCAUCUAUCUUAAUGGCGUUCACUAUGUUUUUCAUAAAAGACAACAUCAUCAUCAGAAAAUUCUAAAUAAAAGUAACGGUAUGAUACUAAGAAUAUACCACCGUUCUAACUCCAAUAUUUUUAGCUUUCCUAAAAAGUAUUACUGUUGUUUUUAAUAUUUUUGUUUACAAGAAUUUCAACAAAAAUAUAGUGAUCGAAAUUUACACGUUAUGUAUAACAUUAAUAAAUGUGAACAAAUUUGGCUCCCAUAGAGAGAGGGAGAGUUUGGAACAAAUUCCUUGUGUGACAGUCAGCUCAACCAUAUUAUUCUUACAAAAAU
Episyrphus balteatus (marmalade hoverfly) is the source of this 5851-nucleotide messenger RNA. RefSeq names its product SH3 and multiple ankyrin repeat domains protein 2 (gene Prosap). Lineage: Eukaryota; Metazoa; Arthropoda; Insecta; Diptera; Syrphidae. Gene Ontology annotation, molecular function: synaptic receptor adaptor activity; ionotropic glutamate receptor binding. The coding region runs from base 338 to 4882 and encodes 1514 amino acids. The record is from RefSeq and is a predicted model, not a curated record. The transcript has 12 exons. Gene Ontology annotation, cellular component: dendritic spine; postsynaptic membrane; postsynaptic density.